This is a messenger RNA of Aricia agestis (brown argus), 511 nucleotides long. RefSeq names its product anaphase-promoting complex subunit 13. The transcript is spliced from 3 exons. Lineage: Eukaryota; Metazoa; Arthropoda; Insecta; Lepidoptera; Lycaenidae. Gene Ontology annotation, cellular component: anaphase-promoting complex. The record is from RefSeq and is a predicted model, not a curated record. The coding region runs from base 158 to 370 and encodes 70 amino acids. Gene Ontology annotation, biological process: protein K11-linked ubiquitination.
AUGUUUCUAUUUUCCAAAUAACUAGCUUGCUACAUACAUUAAUCUGUGCAAUUAUCUCUGCAGAAUAUGAAUAAUUAGUAUUUUUAGCUUUCAAAGUAAGUCGUCUUGUUUUUUGCAGUCGUGUUUUGGUUACUGCUCGAUUCAGUCGCUUAAAGCUAUGGAUAGUAAAUAUCGAAGGAACGGUCGGCUCAUCGAUAUAGUCGACGAGGAAUGGAGGGCCGAGCAGUUGCCUCAUGAAGAUAUUCAAGUUCCAUUAGAAGAACUACCAGAUCCCGAGGCCGACAGUGCGGAUUCUCAUCUUACACUUAAAGAACAAAGUAUGAGGUGGCAGGAAAAUUUUCCAGAGCCUGCGAGCAGUAAUCAAAACUAGGAACAUAUUAAUGUGAGAGACCAGAUAACUAAGUACUUGAAUGGUAAAGCAAAAUUAUUAACCACUCGAUGCAUUAUCAUAGAAACAGAAAAGAUUGCCAAGAAGACUCAUGGAGCUUUAACAAUAUUGAAACAAUUUGGU